Molecule: messenger RNA, 4502 nt
Organism: Nyctereutes procyonoides (raccoon dog)
Lineage: Eukaryota; Metazoa; Chordata; Mammalia; Carnivora; Canidae
Gene: DPH6
Product: diphthamine biosynthesis 6
Exons: 9
Coding region: 1880-2872 (330 amino acids)
Biological process (GO): protein histidyl modification to diphthamide
Molecular function (GO): diphthine-ammonia ligase activity
Source: RefSeq, a predicted model, not a curated record
UAUCACAUCCAUUCCUCAAUUCCUUUUUUCCAGCAAUAAGAAUAUCUUCUUUAUUCCAGGUUCAGGGAGGGGACUUACUAUAAGGGAGUUUUAUUCCCUGCUUUCAGGAAUUAAAAAAAAAGGAGGGUCAGAGUGCCCUUCCUACAUCUACUGCUUCUCAGGUGCAUUUAGUACAAAAUAAUCAGUAUGUCGAAGCAGCGCAUUUUGAGGUGACAUGCUCUGAACUCCUCCUAUCUUGCUACCUUUGUGAGGUCCAACUGUUCCCGCUGCUCACUGCUGUCAAUCUUUCAAACCUGUCCUCAUUCUAGCAUUUACCUGUCGGGUUCAACUUGGGGGCUCCUGUCAUAUGCAUUACAUAGCUUGUUACUUUCAAAAUAUGCCAUCUUGUAGUGUGAAUAUCUAAUGCACUUAUUUGUCUUAUAUCCCAACUAGACUGCAAACUCUUUAAAUACUUGACUCAUUUGGUGAACAUCCACAAAUGUGUAAUUUUUAAAAACGCAUCAUUUUGGACGCUGAAACUGGUAUGCACAGUCACCACUGUAGUCACUGGAGUUAAUGAGAAUAUUAUAGUGUAAUUAAAUUGAAUGAUCAUUAUGUACUGGGCAUAAUUUUAAAUUUCUUACAGGUUUAAUUCAUGAGAUUGGAAUCAUCCUUCACGGUUUGCUUUCUCUCACAUCCCGUCUCUAAUCCAUCCAACUCAAUCGACUCUACCUUGAAGAGAGAGAGACCUGGACUCCUCCUCCUUGUCACCGAAUUGACUCGCACCAUCCUGGUUCCAGGCUCCAUCAUAUACCUCCUCACUAGUGCAAGAGACUCCUCAUCGGUGUAGUCUUUUUAAAGUGUUAAGUCAUACUUUUCUGUUCAAAACCCUGUGGCGGUCACGGACUUCACUCAAAGUAAACAGCAGUUCUUUGUGUCCUACAAGACCCUAUGUGAUCUUCCUCGUCCCUCCAUCACAUGAACCCCAUCUCCGGCUUCCUGCCUUGUUCGCUCUGCUACCACCACACCCGCCAGCCCUGUUCUUGCACCAACACCUAACAGAUGCAGGGCCUUGGCUCUAGCUUUUCCUCCUGCCUGGAGCACACCCUAGUCACCCACAGCUAAGUGUCCUCUUUUAAGUUGGCUGAUUCUCACCUUCCCAGUAGGUCCUACCUCGCCUUUCCCCCCUACUCCCUGAGUCCUUCCCACUUCCUGAAUGCUUUCAGUCUCUAUUUUCUUUUUCCAUACCACUUAUCACUUUUUUUUUUUUUUUUUAACAUCCCAAAGAACUUUUCUUUUAACCUGCAUAUUGUCUGCUCUACCCACCCGAUGUAGACGCCAGGAGGCUGGGGAUCCCUGGUUUUAUUCACGGAUGUAUCCCAGAGCCCAAUCAGUGCCUGGUACAGGAGAGGCAUUCAAUAAACAAACAGCUAGCGAAUUAAUUUGGAAGCUAGCGUUUCCUUCUGCAAGGCCAGUGCUCUUCCGGGAGGGGCCUUCUCCGGCUUCCUGGCUUCUGCACAACGCAUAAGGGCCAAGGGAGCUUCGCGGUCAGGAGGCUACGUCCAGAUUUCGGUUGACAGGGCAGAAGCAAUGUAAGGUGAAACCAAACAAAACAAGACACUGCAGGGUGCCGUGCGUUUCUUGCAGGUGGCCGAGGAGGUAAAGGCCAACUUCUUCUCCCCCUGCAUGUUCAAAGGGCGUCGGUGCGCGCACACUAACUCGGACCGUUCUCCUCCCGAAACAAACGCCACCGCCGCCGCCCGGGGUCCUCAGCCCUCAGCCGCGCGGCCCGUGCCCUUCCCCGGGCAGCUUCCGGGCCCUCACUUAGGUGGUCAGGCCGUGCCCGAGCAUCCUUGUCGGCCAGGCCAGGAGGUCUCGCCGUCGCAGGGACAAGACGGCGAUGCAGAGCCGCGCCGCGCCCAGGAGUCCCGCAGGCAGCCGCGCGGGGGGUGGCGCGGGGCGGCGGACACGGCGGCGGACAGGCAGCGACACGGCCGCCCGCGCGAGGCCCCGGGGCACGUCACAGCGGCACGACGACUACCCCCCGGCCCCGCCCACGCCCGCCGCACGCACGCGCACUGCGCCCGGCAUGAGGGUCGCUGCUCUGAUCAGUGGUGGGAAGGAUAGCUGUUAUAAUAUGAUGCAAUGCAUUGUUGCUGGGCAUCAAAUUGUUGCUUUAGCAAAUCUGAGACCAGCUGAAAACCAGGUGGGGUCAGAUGAACUGGAUAGCUACAUGUAUCAGACAGUGGGUCAUCAUGCCAUUGAUUUGUAUGCAGAAGCGAUGGCUCUUCCCCUCUAUCGCCACACCAUAAGAGGAAGGAGUGUGGAUACAGGAAGAGUGUACACAGAAUGUGAAGGUGAUGAGGUUGAAGAUCUCUAUGAGCUUUUGAAACUUGUUAAGGAAAAAGAAGAAGUAGAAGGGAUAUCAGUAGGUGCUAUACUCUCUGACUAUCAGCGUGUUCGAGUGGAAAAUGUGUGUAAAAGGCUUAAUCUCCAGCCUUUAGCUUACCUUUGGCAAAGAAACCAGGAAGAUUUGCUCCGAGAGAUGAUAUCAUCUAACAUUCAAGCAAUCAUCAUCAAAGUAGCAGCUUUGGGUUUAGAUCCAGAUAAGCAUCUUGGAAAAACUCUGGAUCAAAUGGAACCUUAUCUCUUAGAGCUUUCUAAGAAGUAUGGAGUCCAUGUUUGUGGAGAAGGUGGAGAGUAUGAAACAUUCACUUUGGAUUGCCCUCUAUUUAAGAAGAAAAUAAUUGUUGAUUCAUCAGAAGUGGUCAUACAUUCAGCUGAUGCAUUUGCACCUGUUGCUUAUCUACGCUUUUUGGAAUUGCACUUGGAGGACAAGGUGUCCCCGGUGUCUGACAACUGCAGAACAUCUAACUAUAUACAUCAUUCUUGAAGAGCAUUUUUGGACAUUGUUUACUAAGCUGCCAUCUCUAUAUGAAAAAGACCACAUAGCAUUUUCUUAGCUUUCUUAUGUCCAGCUUCUUCUCUGCAUUUUUUUAUUCUUACAAAUAUAUAUCUUUAUCAGAAGAGGUUAAUAGAAACAUUGAUUAAUUGGGGAAAUGUGAAAGUCUCAUUCUUUAUUAUUGGCGACUUCCUCAGGAUUCACUUUCUCUAACUUUUGUUACUCUGUACUGUCCAUGACCUGUACAUGAUCUGUGCCCGUUUUUCCCCUUUUACUUCAUCUCUAACUCUCAUUUCUGGAACAUUUCUUUGCUUUCAUCACAGUUUUAUUUCCCUUCUUCUCUCUUUCCUGCUUUCAUCUCUGCCAGUAAUAUAAUGAUGCAGAGCAUUUGAAUAUUAGAAUGAAAAGGCAAUUACUUUAUUUAGCCAAUCAAGUUUAUUCUACUGGCUGUUACUGACAUGACUUGUCAUUUUUGUUUUGGUAUAGUAUUCAUAUUAUCAACAGUAUUGGGCAAUUAAGAAGAAUAUUGGUAAAUCAUAGUCUAUUUUAUAACAUUGAAGAAUGCAGUUCUUAUACCCAAUGGUAAAAAGACAAUCUCUUCAAUAAAUGGGUGUUUGGGAAACUGGACAGCAACAUACAAAGGAAUGAAACUGGACCACUUUCUUAAACCAUACACAAAAACAAAUUCAAAAUAUAUUAAAGACCUGGAACCAUAGAAAUCCCAGACAAGAACAUAGGCAGUAACCUCUUUGACAUUGGCUAUAGCAACUUUUUUCUAGAUCUAUCUUUUGAGGCAAGGGAAGCAAGGGAAAAAAUAAACUACUGGGACUACAUCAAAAUAAAAAGCUUUUACACACCCAAAAGAACAGUCAACAAAACUAAAAGGCAACCUAUGGGAUAGGAGAAGAUAUUUGCAAAUGACAUAUCUGAUUAAGGGUUAGUAUCUGAAAUAUGUAAAGAACUUAUGAAACUCAACACCCAAAAAAACAAAUAAUCAAAUUAAAAAACAGGCAGAACACAUGAACAGACAUUUCUCCAAAGAAGACAUGCAGGUGGCCAACAGACACAUGAAAAGUUGUUCAACAUCAUUCAUCAGCAGGGAAAUGUAAAUCAAAACUACAAUGAGGUAAUCACCUCAUAUCUGUCCAAAUGUCUAAAAUCAACAAUACAAGAAACUGCAGGUGUUGGUGAGGAUGUGGAGAAAGGGGAACGAUCUUAAAUUGGUGGGAAUGCAAACUGGUGCAGCCACUCUAGAAACAGUGUAGAGGUUUAUCAAAAAGUUAAAAAUAGAACUACUGUAUAAUCCAGCAAUUGCACACUGGUAUUUACCCAAAGAAUAUGAAAAUAUUAAUUCAAUGAGAUACAGGCACUCCAGUAUUUAUAGCAACAUUAUCUACAAUAGCCAAGUUAUGAAAAAACAAAAUAUUGAUAUUAUCCGUGCUGACCGUAGACAACUUUGAAUAGACUUAUUUUUUUUACAACAGGUUUGGAUUCACAGCAAAAUUGAGCAGAAGGAACAGAAAGUUCCCAUAUGCCCACAUGAACAGCCUUUCCCUACAAUCAAUAUCUGGCAUCCAAGUGGCCAUUUGUUACAGUCAAUGAACCCACAUCAACAGGUCAU